Melanotaenia boesemani (Boeseman's rainbowfish) is the source of this 802-nucleotide messenger RNA. It is a transcript of the gene ndufb7, whose product is annotated as NADH:ubiquinone oxidoreductase subunit B7. The record is from RefSeq and is a predicted model, not a curated record. Gene Ontology annotation, cellular component: mitochondrion. Bases 155 to 517 code for a protein of 120 amino acids. NCBI's taxonomy places the organism in Eukaryota, Metazoa, Chordata, Actinopteri, Atheriniformes, Melanotaeniidae. The transcript has 3 exons.
UUCCGGUUUCAGGCGGAAGUGAAAGAAGGGGGACUGUGGAGGUGACCGAAUGGCAGAGCGUAGAAUUAUUCUGUAAACAUUUUGUUAGAGACAAACACACCCAGAGAGCACAUUUUAAUUUUUUUGCUAACUGCGUGUAAAUAUCGUCGGUGCUAUGGGAGCUCACCUCGUCAGGCGGUAUGUCACCGAAACGGACACCGAACCGGACCCAGCGAAGAAAUUUGAGUUCGACCCCCAGUUUGGCUUCGAUGAGAGGAAAGAAAGAGAAAUGGUGGCGACCCAGGAGCAGAUGAACUUGGCCCAGCUGCCUGUGGAGCAGAGGGACUACUGUGCCCAUUACCUUAUAAAACUAAUGAAGUGUAAGAGGGACAACUGGCCCAACUUCCUGGCUUGUAAGCACGAGAGGCAUGACUGGGACUACUGUGAACACCAGGACUAUGUGAUGCGUAUGAAGGAGUACGAGAGGGAGAGGAGGCUCCAGCUGAGGAAGAAGAGAAUCGAGGCUCAGGCCGCAUGAUCGAUAGAUCCCGAUUCUGCGUCUUUGUAUAUACCCGCUGUUGUUCCUAUUAAACAAUAUUGUUUCAGCUCUACAACCAAUAAUGUUGUUUUUGUGCAAAGGUAAACUGCACUGCUCUGCAGACAUCACAAGAAUGUAAAAUCAAGUUCAUAAUGUGUCCUCUGUCCCUGCUUUAAGACAACUCUUGACUGUACUGAUGAUUGGUUAACAUUUUAUAAAAACUUGUAGGCAAAACAUAUAAACACAGAGCAGUUUGUUAGGAAUUUACUGGCAAGACAAAACAAC